UGAGACGGUCGCGUUCCUGACUGUUCAAUAAACCUCAUCACAUAUUUGGUGGAACUGUGCUGGGUACUACUUCCCCAACCACCCUUCAACUACGUAAUCGGACACUGCCAGCCAUCAUGCCUGACGAAGCCAGCCAAACACCUCCGGCAUCGCCAACACUGAUUUGUCCUGGCUCAGUGUCUCAACGCGAUCCUCCGAUCUUCAGCGGCUCCGACGAAUACGAUGUAGAAGAUUGGCUCUCGACAUAUGAGCGGGUGAGUGCGCACAAUAAAUGGGACGAUGCUGCGAAGCUCAGUUGCAGGAACUUCUACCUCACGGGUGUCGCUAGCGUGUGGUACCACAACCACGAAUCCGACCUCAGCACCUGGCCAGAUUUCAAGGCGCGCAUUACGCAAGUCUUCGGUCGCCCUGAGGUGCGGAAGCUCCGUGCCGAAGAGCGCUUGCGCAGCCGUUCCCAGCAACCCGGUGAAAAUUUCACUAAGUACAUAGAAGACGUUGUGGACCUUUGCAUGCGCGUCGAUCCAUCGAUGACUGAAUCUGAUAAGAUACGUCACGUAAUGAAGGGCAUCGAAGAUGACGCAUUCCAAAUGCUCCUCUCGAAAAGCCCGCGGACCGUGGUCGAAGUCGCUGAACUUGUCAAAGCUACGACGAACUCAGGAGGCAACAUCUACUCACUCGACGUUCUUCGGUCCCCGAUACUUCUCUUGCAAGUUUAGCCGCUGUAACUAACAACGACCAUCUGUUCGGCGAAAUCAAGGAAUUUAUACGCUCUGAAGUUGCCCACCAGCUAUCCCUACUCACCGCCGUCCCAGGGCCUACGCCGUCCUUGGCUUCCAUGUUGCGUCAGAUGCUCCAGGAACAAGUGUCCGAAGCUAUUCAGCCCCCUCGUGCAGCGCCACCAUUGCGUGUACCUCUAAGCUACGCCGAGGUUGCAGCACGACCACCUCCAUCGACUUUUUCAGCGCCACUGUUUGCUACACCGCCACGUCCAAUCCCUCCAGUGUACACCACCAGAUCACCGGCUAGCGCGGGACUCUGGUGUACACCCGACAAUCGCCCCGUGUGCUUCUUCUGUGGAAUCCCUGGUCACGUGGCACGGCACUGUCGCCGUCGCUUAUGGCUUCAAGGUAAUGACCAACCUGUCCGCUCCUACGCUUCGCCAUCUUCGUUCUCGCCACCAAGUGACUCGCACUUGCCGUCUACCACCAACGUCAUCCCUUCUGCCCGUGAUCGUCGCUCGCCAUCCCCUCGUCGCCGCUCACUUUCCCCAUGCGGCGGCGUCUGGUCCCAUCGGAGCAGGAAAACUAGCUACCGCAGUUCAAGAGAGUUCAAGAGGCGAGAACUGCGUUCCAGUCGAACCACACAAAGCCUCGCUCUCUUCCGACGAAUGUAAUCGAAGUAUCUCUAGAAGGAGUCGUCACACUGGGAUUAGUCAACACAGGCGCCGCCGUUUCAGUAGUUACGGAACUUUGCCGCAAGCUUCGAAAAGUAAUGACGCCCUUAUCUGCGCUGUCACUCCGGACAGCAAGUUCCCAGUGCAUUACCCCUGUUGCCGCAUGUACCGCCCGUAUCGUCAUUCAAGGAUACACAUACACAGUCGAGUUCGUCGUCCUCUCAUCCUGUUCAUACGACGUCAUCUUGGAGUGCGACUUCCUUUCCGAUCAUCAGGCCAUCAUUGAUUCUUCUCGCGCCGAAGUUGAAUUUUCUCCGCUUCCCGAUACCCGUUUACAUGACUUUGACGAUUUUGGUGACAAACUGGCUGUUACAGAAGACACCACGAUCCCUCCGCACUCUUCUGUGAUUGCGAAUGCCUGCUCUUCUUUCGCCACUGACACCACUGCCCUGUUUGUCCCAUCCGACAUUUUUGUUCGCCGACGGUGUUCCCUUCCCUUCGCUGUCCUAACUGUCAGCGGUGGCUGCACGCGAUUGCUCGUUUCCAACACUAAGGCCACGCCCCUCGUCUUACGUCGUGGCGAGUGCCUUGGACGUCUUCAGCCUACCGACUCAGUGACCAUCUUUGACGCACCUCUUGACAACACCUGUUCAUGCGUGAACUCGUUGACUUAUAGCUUGCCUUGUCCCCAGCCUACGCAAGACUUCUUCCACAGUUCAGUAGAUGCCCCCCUGAGCCCUACGCAGCGUUCGCAGCUACUCAGCCUUCUGCGGAAAUACCAAUCUACGUUCGACUGUCAACAAGCCCCACUAGGCCGCACAACGUCACGAGAUCGACACCGGCACCCACGCACCACUGCGCCAGAGGCCUUAUCGUGUAUCACCCGCGGAGCGCCGUGUUAUCGAAAAUCAAGUAAGCGAAAUGCUUGAGCGAGGAGUGGUUCAACCCUCUAAUAGUCCCUGGGCGUCACCUGUAGUCCUGGUUAAGAAAAAAGGUUGCUCAAUUAGAUUUUGCGUCGACUAACGCCGUCUUAAUAACAUAACUCCCAGAGACGUCUACCCUCUAACGCGCAUGGACGAUGCUCUGGAUUGUUUGCAAAGCGCACGGUAUUUUUCUUCACUCGAUUUACGCUCAGCCUAUUGGCCAGUGCCUAUGAAUCCUGCUGAUCGCCCGAAGACAGCUUUCGUGACCCCAGACGGCCUAUAUGAAUUCAACGUUAGGCCGUUUGGGCUUUGCAACGCCCCUGCUACAUUCGAACGAAUGAUGGACAAUAUCCUUCGUGGGCUAAAGCGGAAGAAAUGCCUAUGUUACCUUGAUGAUGUCGUCAUCCUUUCUCCGGAUUUUCCCACACAUCUGUACCGUCUCGAACAAGUCCUGCUGUGCAUCACCGAGGCAGGCCUCCAGCUCAACUUGAAGAAAUGUCGCUUUGGAGCCAAGCAGCUUGCAAUACUUGGACACGUCGUAUCGAAAGAUGGCAUACUACCUCAUCCUUCCAAACUUCGAGCCUUUGCCGAAUUCCCGAAACCCACGUCCUGAAAGAACUUCGGAGCUUUAUUGGGCUCUGCUCCUGCUUUCGUCGUUUUAUCCGGAAUUUCGUUUCUAUCAUUGCUCCCUUGACUCAGCUGCUUCGCGGCGACACACGACUUUCUACUUGGGCCGCAGCUUGGGACGAUGCUUUUGAAACAAUGCGGCGUUUGCUCACUUUGCCUCCCGUACUGCGCCAUUUCGACCCCACGGCCCCCACGGAAGUCCACACCGACGCCAGCGGCGUAGGACUUGGUGCCGUGCUUGCACAGCGAAAAGGUGGGCAUGAUGAAUACGUAGUAGCCUACGCAAGCCGAACACUAACGAAAGAGGAAUCCAACUACUCCGUCACUGAAAAGGAGUGCCUGGCUAUAAUCUGGGCCCUUGGAAAAUUCCGACCCUACCUGUACGGCCGCCCCUUCGACGUCGUUACUAAUCACCAUGCUCUAUGUUGGUUAUCGACUUUAAAAGAUCUGUCUGGCCACCUUGCGCGAUGGGCUCUAUGGUUACAAGACUUCGACAUACGCGUCAUUUACCGGUCUGGCCGUAAACACACCGACGCGUAUGCCCUCUCUCGGUCGCCCACACCAAGUGACAUUACUUGCAUUUCAGUCAUCGAAUCGGCGUUUUCGUCGCCUGUGCACGUCAACAUGGCUGUGGAGCAACGCAAAGAUCCCUGGAUUGCGGCACUUAUGUAUUGCGUUUCUGGCACUUCAACAACACGCCCUUCACGCGCUAUCCGCCGCCAAGCUUCUCAUUUUGAGUUACGAGAUGGUGUUCUCUAUCGUCGAAAUUACGCUUUCGAUGGCAAGUGGUUAUUAGUCGUCCCCCACCAUAUGCGCACAGAUGUAUGCUCCGCUCUCCAUUCAGACCCGCAAUGCGCUCAUGCCGGCCUCUUCAAGACUUACGCCAGGCUUCGUUCCCGUUUUUAUUGGCGUGGCAUGUAUAAUUUUGUGCGAAAGUACAUUCGCGCGUGCACAGCGCGCCAAUGACGCAAGCGUCCUGCCCUUCGUCCUUCUGGUCUUUUACAGCUCAUUCCUUGUCCGUCCCGACCAUUCGACCGCGUCGGCAUCGAUCUCUACGGUCCUCUUCCCUGCACAUCAGCUGGCAAUCGCUGGAUUAUUGUCGCUGUCGACCACCUCACCCGCUAUGGAGAAACUGCGGCAGUGCAAACAGCGACAGCGCGCGACAUUGCGUCCUUCCUCCUGCAUCACUUCAUACUGCGUCAUGGGGCACCACGGGAACUUCUGAGUGACAGAAGGCGUGCGUUUCUUUCCGAAGUUCUUAACGCCCUUCUGACCGCGUGCCAUACCGUCCAUCGCACCACUACAGCUUAUCAUGCGCAAACGAACGGCAUAACAGAACGGUUCAAUCGUACUUUGGGCGACAUGCCAUGGGCGACAUCGGAUCAUACCAACUGGGACCUUGUUUUGCCAUAUGUUACGCACGCCUAUAACACUGCUUCACAGGCCACAACGGGAUUUUCGCCAUUCUUCCUCGUCUAUGGCCGUGAACCUACCUGUACGCUCGACACCAUUCUCCCUUACCGGCCUGAACCAUAAGAGGGCACGCCGCUGUCUGAAGCCUCCAAGUAUGCCGAGGAAUGCCGUCAGCUGGCCCGUUCGUUCACGGCGGAAGACCAGAGUCUCCAAAAAUUUCGUCGCGAUGAUGAACGACCUCCCUACACCUACCAGCCGGACUCACUAGUCGGGCUUUGGAUACCUUCAAGCAUCCCUGGUCUAUCUUCUAAACUCCUCGCUCAAUACCACGGUCCCUACCGCGUCGUCUGUCAACAGACGACGCCAGUCAACUACGUCGUCGAGCCGCUAACGCCGUCUUCUGACUUGAGGCAUCGCGGAUGCGAGACAGUGCACGUCCAGAGGCUUAAACCUUAUUACGACCCCCUUGAAUCGCCAGGAUGGCUUCUUCUUCUCCAGGGGGAAGUUGUAGCGAAGAAGACUGGCGCGCCCUAUGGACGCACUAUCAUCAUCGGCCCGCUGACGAAGAGGGCUCGCGCUCUCGGUGUCUGACGCUCGACUGAGGCGGUCGCGUUCCUGACUGUUCAAUAAACCGCAUUGCAAUUUACAAUGUUCCAGACGGGGACGCAGCCUCGAACCGAACGCGCUGGGAGACUACGCUGGUCAGCUUUGCCCUCGAAGACCCACUCUGGGCCGUCUAGCGGGCCAAGGAAGCCGCCAGAGCUCUAGGAAUCAUGGCCAACGCCUAGGCCGGGACAUUCGCCCAAUCCCCGAAUAACUCGCCUGACCUUGCUUGCUUGCUUGCUCCUCACUUGUGGCGCUUACCCACUACGGGGGAUUGGCGAAGAAGCCGGCGGUUAAAGGUUAAAAGCGCACAUGGAGGCCAGCUGCUUACGUCAAUGGUCGCGGCACUAGCCUACCCUUGAGCUCGCCGGGGCGGCGAAUGGAGCGGCCAGGAUGGAUGCCGCUGGAGAACGGGUCGCCAAGGUUCCGCGGAUCCGUAAAAUCAACAGCACACAUUCACGCUUCCUCGCCGAAGCUGCCCAGCGUAAGGCGCUCAUGGUCACCUUCUUCGCCAACGGGGAUCCCUUUUCUUCGGGCGUCAGGGUGUCCAUCAAUCCCGGCCGAGACUUCAAGACGAUGGAGUCCCUGUACGACUACAUUUCGCAGCGGCUCGACGUCAGCAACGGUGUGCGCGUCAUCUUCACCCUCGACGGCAAGAAGGUCCCUUCGCUGGACGAUCUCGAAGACGGUGCCUCGUACGUGGCCUCGGGAACGCGAGCGUUCGCCCCACUCGCCUACGGCCAGGCGCGCAGCCGCAUCCUACAGCGCUCGGACGAGGAUCCGAGCCGGCUGAUACACCCGGUGGGCCACAAGAAGCCCACCGCGAAGGGUGGCUCCGUCAGCCUGCCUGGCUCAGGUGGCAGGGACGAUGGCCGCGUCAUCGACGUUGUCAGCAGCCUAGACCCAAAGCACAGGAGUCGAGUCCUGCUGAACCUCAAGACUACGCAGACUUUCGAGGAGGUCCUCAGGGAUCUAGGAGGUGCACUGAACAUGAAUGGCGUCAAGAAAAUGACUACAAAGAAAGGGGAGGUGGUGCGCAGUUUCUCCCAGCUCAAGUACGACCUGCGGGACGUGAACACGUUCGUUCUGGAGCCGGACGACGACAACCCGUUGGUGAGGCGCAGGACGCGUUCCUUCGACGACGUGCAGAGCCUCGAGGAGCAGCAGCCCGGUGCGGAGGAGCCCGCCUCUGACGCCGCGCGCUCCGGUGCCAAAGUCCUGUCGCGCUCGGAGAGCGCUCCCAGCCCAGAAGGCAGUCUCGGUUCGGGAGAAGAGAACGAACAGAUAGAAGACGAAAGCAGCACGGAAGGCAAUUUGAAAUCGGAAGAUGCGGACGGUCAGGAAGAGGACGAAAGUAAAGAGAAAGACAAUGUUCCAUCCGAAUACACAGAAAGUGGCGGUAACAACGGUGACAUUUCGCUUCCGGACGGGGGAAAAGCCGUUCGGGACACGCCCUUUCCAGAGCUUGACGGACACGUCGAGCAAAGUGCCGGCGAAGAGGAAGUGAGCGGGGAGGAAUGGGAAAAAGCGGCGGCGGCCGAGGACUCGGCGAUGGUGGCUGACGACACUGCCACGGCGGUAAACGACACCGAGCGGGCCAUGGGUCCGCGAGCCGGCCACAGCCCCAACGGCCAGCAAGGCAGUCCCGUGCACAUGGAGCAGGCCGAGCUGGGCUCGCAAGCAGCCAGCGGCAGCACGGCCACUGCGUCGACCAACUGGUCCUCUCCCAUGUCCACCGAGACGUCGUCCACGUCCAGCCACAAGACGCCCACAAGAAGGUUGGAGAGGAGGCCCGAAAUAUGCUGGGCCCACGGCUACCAAGGUAACGGCCCAUUCAGCAACCUGCACGUGGUCCGAUCAGGCGAGAUCCUCUACAACGUGGCGGCGCUGGCUGUCCUCUUCAACCGGUCCAAGCACCAGCAGCGCUUCUACAUGGGACACUCGAUGGACAUCGACUGCAUUGCGUACAAUUACAACGAAGACGUCGCAGCCACGGGACAGAGCGCCGGUUUCAACCACGCACCUCCUGCACACAUCCGUGUCUGGAAGACCGACACUCUUGAGACGCUGGCGGUGCUUGGGGCGGGAAUCAUAAAUGCGGGGCUGUCCUGUCUUGGAUUUUCGUACCAGGGCGUGCUCUUAGUUGCUGUCGACUCCAGCCACGACCACGAGCUCUCAUUAUGGGACUGGCAGAAAAACGAGAUCCUUGGAAGAGCUGUUGCCAACCCGGCCCCCGUGCUUGGCUGUCACUUCCCGCCGUCCGAAAACGAGCUGCUCCUGACCUUCGGCGUGCAGCACCUGUGCUUCUGGAGGAAGGGAAAAGAGAACUAUCUCGAUAGGCUGGACGCCAUCACCGCCGAGCAUGCACCGAAGACAAUCACGGCCGUUGACUUCAUGGGCACCGCAGGCUUUGUGACGGGCGACGACGCGGGGUACAUCACCGUCUGGUCAGCUUCUAAGGAAGGGAGCUACUUCUUCAUCAGCAAGGAAUUCAGGGCGCAUGAGAACGACGUCAACGUCCUGCUGUUUCUGCCGCACAAUCUACUAAUAUCGGCGUCGGCUGUGGACAGAGAAGAUCAGAUCAAGGCGUGGGAUGCCGACAAGAAAUUCCAGAAACUUGGCGUCACAUCGCUGCCGAAGGGAACGGGCGGCGUGCACGCCAUGUGCCAACACUUGCCGAACGCUGCCGACGAGAACGUGUUUGUGGGCACAACGCACAACCUAAUAAUGGAGGGCUCCUUCAAGAGAAAGUUCCGGCCAGUCAUACAGAGCCACUGUCGUGAAACUGUGAGCGUUGUGGUAUCGCCGACUGAAAACAUCUUCUUUACCGUUGGCCGAGACAGGGCCGUCUGCCGUUGGAACGUCUCUAGUCUUGUCUGGAUGACACCGGUCGAGUCCGAGUGCCUGUCCGCCUCGAUGCACCCGCGGGGCUCUGCGCUAGCCGUGGGCUGCGCCAAUGGACGCGUGUCGGUGCUGGCCGCCGACACAGGGGCGGUGCUGGCGACCUUCAGCGUGGCCAACAGCGCGCUCAACGCUCUCGCCUACUCGCCCGAUGGCAUGUUGAUGGCAGUUGGAGCGAACGACGGCUUCAUUCACAUACUUUUGGUGCAAGACCAAGGGCAGACGAAUCAAAAAGGCGAAGUCAUCAGGGGCCGAGACUCAAUCGUGAACAUCGACUGGUCAGCGGACAGUCGCUUGCUACAAGUCAUCACGACUGACGGCCAGUAUCAAGAACUUCUUUGCUGGGAUGUAAAUAGCCUGAAGGCGAAAUCACCCACCGUUACAAAAGUCGACUGGUACCAACUCACCUGCACUCUAAACCCAGACAUUGUCGGAAUUUGGGACAACGAACACUUGACGGACGUCGUGAACCUGACGUGUCAUCGUUCCCACAACAAGGCCGUCGUUGCAGCUGGCGACCGCGCGGGCUUCCUGAGAGUAUUCAGGUUUCCGUGUACCGACACCAAGGCGGGCUUCACGGAGCAGAAGAUCAGCUCGUCCCCCGUGACGUGCGUUCGGUUCCUGCAGAGCGACAAGUACCUGGUCACCCUGCUGGCCCAGGCAGGCUACUUCGUGGUCUGGAAGAUGGUUUCCAACCAGCGUGUCCGCUCCGAGUCUGAUCGCGUCACGUGAACUGUUCGAGCCCCUGCAGGACACCUGUGCUUCGAUGACGUCAAGAUCUGGUCGAGUGCCAGUUGCAGAAAGGGGCGCGGGCAGCAGCGAGCCCUUCAUGAUAGGAAACUUUGUGUGCUGUGAGACUGAGCUCAAAACCUGUUCGCAAAUUCCCAGAGAAUGCCCGUUGCCGAGCAGAUUGGGUACCGGUGUCAUUUACAGCGAAAAUACCUUGAGUGCUACAUCAAGGAUAAACAGAAAUGAAGGAGUGGCACACGCCUUGCGAAUUCUGAGGCUUGUAGCGCUACGAAGUGUCAGCAAUUGCAGCCAUUUGUACUUCCUAAGGAACGGGGCGUAACGUACGAUUUUGGGUCCCAUUGGUGUACGUGCUACAGCAGUGAACGUCUUCAUUGUCACCAAUUAAUGAGUGCUUCCUGUGGCUGUACCGUGUGUAAAUUUCUUAAUAUUUUGAUGCGUAGCAGAAAGAAAAUCUGAGUAAUUCUUGUGCGUGCAAGGGCCGCAAUUUGCCCUAGUUUCAAUUAAACCAAGUAGUGCUUCCCAAAUAUCGUGGACAAAUUGGCGAAGUCUGUAGUAUGGACAUUUUUCGUAAAAUGAUUCUGAAAUCGCAAUAAAACGAGUGCACUUACAUACAUUUAGCGGAUUUAGUAAA
Molecule: messenger RNA, 9241 nt
Organism: Dermacentor albipictus
Lineage: Eukaryota; Metazoa; Arthropoda; Arachnida; Ixodida; Ixodidae
Product: echinoderm microtubule-associated protein-like CG42247
Biological process (GO): microtubule cytoskeleton organization; intracellular signal transduction
Cellular component (GO): mitotic spindle
Molecular function (GO): microtubule binding
Source: RefSeq, a predicted model, not a curated record